Molecule: messenger RNA, 4461 nt
Organism: Melanotaenia boesemani (Boeseman's rainbowfish)
Lineage: Eukaryota; Metazoa; Chordata; Actinopteri; Atheriniformes; Melanotaeniidae
Product: alpha-2-macroglobulin-like protein 1
Exons: 36
Coding region: 20-4351 (1443 amino acids)
Cellular component (GO): extracellular region
Molecular function (GO): endopeptidase inhibitor activity
Source: RefSeq, a predicted model, not a curated record
AGGGUCAUCACAGUUAGUCAUGGGUUGUCCUGGGAUUCAGAUGUGGACAUGGACACUCUGUGUCUUCUUCUGCUGGAUGCAUGUGGUUAAAGUGUUGUCUGAACCACAUUAUAUGGUGGCCAUUCCUGCAGUUCUUGAAGCUGGAGCUGAGACCAGAUUCUGUGUGAGUCUCCUGCAGCCCAACGGGACUCUGGUCAUGACUGUCACCUUGAGGUCCCAAGACAUGAACACAACUCUUCUUGAGAAGACAUCCAGUGAAAACUUUCAUGAGUGCAUUGAGUUUCAGGUUCCUUUAGUGACAAAUGAAGAGGUGCAUAACCUUCAGGUAGAGGUACAAGGAGACACAUUUUACUCAAAAAAAGUGACAAAAGUCAAGAUCAAAGUCUAUGAAGCAACAACGUUUGUCCAAACAGAUAAACCGAUCUACCUCCCUGGACAGACAGUACAUUUCAGAGUGGUCUCAUUAGACAGCAAGUUUAGACCUGCAAAUCAGCUGUACAGCAUCAUUGAACUCGAGGAUCAUCAAAACAAGAUUGGACAGUGGCUGAACAAAACUUCCAGCAGUAAAGUUUUACAGCUUUCUUACUCCUUGAACUCUGAGGCCCGUGAGGGCUUGUACAAAAUCACUGUGAAAAUGGGUACAGAUGAAGUAUAUCACAACUUCAAGGUGGAGAAGUAUGUUUUGCCCAAAUUUGAUGUGAUGCUAAAAGUCGAUGACGAAGUGAGUAUCAGCCAGGAAGAAUUUAAAGCUGAAGUAUGUGCAAAGUACACAUAUGGACAGCCUGUCGCAGGAACUGCUACAGUUGAGGUGUGUCGACCAUUUAAUGGUCAACAUAUAUACUCUAUCUCUAUUGCUGUUCCCAUCAAUCAAAAGGAGCCUGUGAAAACUGGCCUAUGUGACACAAAGACAAUACAGACAGACAAGAAUGGCUGUGGAACUUUCAUUUUCAGGAUGUCAGUCUUCACCGAUGCUGACCAAGGAAAUGUGCAUCAAAUACUGGAUGUCAGCGCCACAGUAGAAGAGGAGGGAACAGGUAUUUCACGCCCACAAGGCAAAAGAAUAAAGAUUUCAGAUGUUUUUGGAAGGCUGUCCUUUACCGACACACCACAUCUUUAUAACAGAAGCUCAAAUAUAGAAGGAAAAAUCAAAGCUGUUUAUUACAAUACUACACCCAUUCCUGACAUGCCGCUGUACCUGUCUGUGGCUCAGUUGCUGAUGAAUAUUACAACUGACAGUGAUGGUGUGGCAGUUUUCACAUUAAACACAACUACAUUUAGAGGACACAUCCAUCUUCAAGUUAGACACUCACCCAAAGAGGAGCAUCGUCUAUACAGACAGCCUUUCUAUGAGCCUGGAUUUCACACAUUAUUUAAGUCACUACCUCCUUUUUCUAAAACUAAAAAAAUCAGUUCUUUGAAGAUAAAGACAAAGAAUAAACCACUUCUCUGUGACACAGAGGAGCACAUCUCCAUCCACUAUACUCUGGUUAAAGAAGCCCAGGGCACAGUGGAUGUUAUGUUUCUGAUCCUAUCUAGAGGAGCCAUCAUCAUGCAAGGCCUAAAACAAAUUGAAGUUCAAGAUCAAACAGUAAAUGAGGGUGAGGUGUCAUUCAAGCUGAAAGUGACUCCAGACAUGGCACCAGAAUUCCAGGUUGUGGCUUAUGCUGUCCUUCCCAGCAAGCGUGUCAUUGCUCAAACGGCUGACGUUGCUACUGAGAAAUGUUUCAACAAUAAGGUAUUCCUGGAGUUUUCACCAUCCUCAGCUGUUCCUGGAGAGCAGACCAGCCUUCAUCUGGUGGCCCUGCCAGGCUCUCUGUGUGGAGUAAGCGCCAUUGAUCAGAGCGUCCUCAUCAAAGAACCAGAAAUGACUCUGAGUGCAGAGGAGAUAUUUAAUUUGCUGCCUGUAAAGAAAGCAACUUCUGUCCCUCAUGAACUUAUCGAUCCUCCAGAAUGUUUGGAUGUGAAGUGGUGGAGAUUUGUUUUUUCACACCAUGCUUCACAGAAAGAAUAUGCUGAUACAGUUUUCCAGAGUGUGGGAUUGAAAAUGAUAACAAACUUAAUCAUUAGAAACGUCCGGUGCUUUGAAUUCUUAGGUAAGAUAAACAGACAUGGUGAGCUUAUUUCUGUUUGCUGUGUCAAUCCUCGCCAAGACCUACAACCUAACUUCCAAAGAACUCCAAAUAUGGGGAUAUCUCCUCCUCCUCCACCAAUACAGACAGCUCGCACUUUCUUCCCUGAAACAUGGAUAUGGGACCUGGUGGAAGUUGGAGAGUCUGGAACAAAGAAUGUGUCCCUCACUGUCCCAGACACCAUCACCACCUGGGAGACAGAGACUUUCUGUUUGUCCCCUCAAGGUUUUGGUUUGGCUCCUCGUAAGAAACUUACCGUCUUCCAGCCCUUCUUCCUCGAGCUCACGCUGCCCUACUCUAUCGUCUGGGGGGAGAACUUUGAACUGAAGGCGACUGUCUUCAACUACCUGACCAGCUGCAUCAUGGUGAAAGUGACUGCAGCCCCCUCCUCAGAUUACACCCUCACUCCCCUCUCUGGUGAUCAGUACACAUCCUGUCUGUGUGGCAGCGAGAGUAAGACCCUUAGCUGGACCAUGAUUCCCACAGCCUUGGGGGCUGUGAAUGUGACUGUGACUGCUGAGGCUGUACCGUCCCAUGCUUCUUGUGACAAUGAGAUUGUCAGUGUCCCAGAACGAGGACGCAUUGAUGUGGUCACACGAUCUCUCAGAGUAAAGGCUGAAGGACGUGAGAUCACAAAGACAUACAACUGGCUUCUCUGUCCUGAAGGAAAUAUCUUGAAAGAGGAAAAAGAUCUUGAAAUCCCAAACAACGUGAUUGGUGGAUCUGCCCGAGCUACAGUAUCAGUGCUGGGUGACAUCCUCUGCCGGGCCCUGGAGAACCUGGAUGGACUGCUAAAGAUGCCGUAUGGAUGUGGGGAGCAGAACAUGGCUCUUCUGGCCCCUAACAUCUACAUCCUCCAUUACCUACAAAACACAAAGCAGCUGACCCCGGCCAUCAAGGAGAAGGCACUGAACUUCCUGACCAGUGGUUAUCAGAAACAGCUGAACUACAAAGAUCAUAAAGGGGCAUACAGUACUUUUGGAUCAGGACCUGGGAACACCUGGCUGACUGCUUUUGUUGUGAGGUCUUUUUACCGAGCUCAGGCUUUUAUUUAUAUUGACCCAACAAAGAUUGAACAAUCCAGGACUUGGCUGCAACAUGAGCAAAGACAAGACGGCUGUUUCAGAAAGUCAGGAGAACUCUUCAACAUUAGAAUGAAGGGUGGUGUGUCUGAUGAAGUAACACUCACUGCUUAUAUCACUGCUUCCUUCCUGGAAAUGAAUAUGUCCACAGAUAAUCCUGUGAUAAAGAAGAGCCUUAUAUGCCUUAAACAGUCCAUCAGUGAUCUUAGUAACACCUACACUACCGCUCUGCUGGCGUACGUCUUCACUCUGGCAGGGGACAUGCAGAUCCGUGCUUACCUUCUGCAGUACCUUGACACUCUGGCUAUAAGAGAAGGAGAUUUCAUCCACUGGUCUCAGACAGCAUCAGAAACAUUAGACUCUCUGUCAGUGGAGAUCAGUUCGUAUGUGCUGAUGGCCAAACUCAGUUCCCCCCUUUCUGCUGAAGACAAGAGCUACUCCUCAAGCAUUGUUAGGUGGCUGACUGUGCAGCAGAACCAAUAUGGAGGCUUCUCCUCUACCCAGGACACGGUGGUGGCUCUACAGGCUCUGGCUCAUUACUCCACUCUGGUGUUCAGUCCCCAGGGUUCGAGCACAGUGACGGUUCAGUCUUCCAGUGCCCAGCUGACAUUUGAUCUUAAUCCGGUAAACAAACUACUUUACCAGGAGAAGAUGCUGCAGGAUGUGAAAGGAAAGUUAAUCCUGGAAGUGAAAGGAACUGCAUGUGCUGCAGUGCAGGUUUCACAGUACUACAACAUCCCAACUCCUUCUAAUGUCACAACUCUGAUGCUGGAGGUUAAAUCAAGGGUUGUCUCUGCCAGCAAAAGACUUGAAGUCACUCUGCAGAUCACAUCACUAUACACUGGAAACGAGAGCAAUACCAAUAUGAUGAUCCUAAAAAUUGACCUGCUCUCUGGAUUUGUUGCAGACCCAAAGUCUUUGACGAAUCUCCGCCAAGCUGUGCUGGUGAAACUUGUUGAACACAAGAAUGAUUAUGUUCUGGUGUACUUGGAUGAGUUUUUUAGGGGUGUAACUAUCAAUCACAGCUUGGUGCUCGUACAGCAGGUCAUGGUGCAGAACCUCAAGCCAGCCAUGGUCACACUCUAUGACUACUACCAGCCAAGUAAUCGAGCUCAGAUAGACUAUAUGGUGUCCCUUUAAGAUCGAAGAGUGUACUGUGGUCCGCUGGUGAUUGGUGGUGAUUUCUUCCAAUUAAGCUUUUCACACAUUAAAUAAAUUCAGUUGUUUUUAUGUCAACAUGCAGUAUUAGU